Messenger RNA from Prunus persica (peach), 3940 nucleotides. RefSeq names its product E3 SUMO-protein ligase SIZ1. NCBI's taxonomy places the organism in Eukaryota, Viridiplantae, Streptophyta, Magnoliopsida, Rosales, Rosaceae. The record is from RefSeq and is a predicted model, not a curated record. The coding region runs from base 455 to 3016 and encodes 853 amino acids. The transcript is spliced from 19 exons. Gene Ontology annotation, molecular function: SUMO ligase activity; zinc ion binding. Gene Ontology annotation, biological process: protein sumoylation.
AUAUGAUCCAUUUAAUUAGAAUGAAUGAAGCAGGUCAAUCACAGCCGCCACGAGCACGUUGUACGGCCCAGACUCCAUAGCUGCUGAGCAAACAAACAAGUAGACAUAUUGCAACCUCAGCGAUCAUCGUUUCUAACAUAUUCAACACCCAACCUAGACUUCAAUAUCAACCGAUUGUUUUCUCAUCGUACCUACAAUUCUCACGUGUCCAAUCAGACACCGCCAACGAAACCAGUAAGACCCGCACCGACUCACGCAAUCACAACCCGGAUUUUUACGCCGGGUUCAAAGCUGAUUUCAUAAAUCCCCUUCACGUCCGUCACGAAACGGUCCACCAAGGCUGAGUCUUCAGCUGAAAGCAACUCCGCUUGGCACAGUGUUGGGUUCAGUUUGUUGAAAUUUGCGAAUUUAAUUGGCUCAAUAAUUGUUAUUUGGUGCUCUGGGGCAAAAAGAAAUGGAUUUGGUAGCUCACUGUAAGGGAAAGUUGGCAUCUUUUCGAAUCAAAGAGCUCAAGGAUGUUCUGACACAGCUGGGUCUUCCAAAGCAAGGGAGGAAACAGGAUCUGGUCGAGAGAAUCUUAGCAUUAGUUUCAGGUGAAGAAACAUCCAAUACACGGCAUUUGUCAAAGGAAAAAUUCAUUGAGAAGAAAGAAGUAGCAGAAAUAAUUAAUGAAGCUUACAGAAAAAUGCAGAUUGUACCGUCAACUGAUUCUGCUUCAAAAGAACAGAGUGGUUCAGAUACCUGCAGUGUGAAGCCUAAAAAGGAAGUUAAGAAUUUUAGUGAUACAAAUGCGAAGAUUUGCUGCCCCUGUGGAAGUUCUUUGUCUACUGAGGCAAUGAUACAGUGUGUGGACCCAAGGUGUCAAGUGCAGCAACAUAUUCACUGUGUUAUUAUUCCAGAGAAAACAACGGAUUGCAAUCUACCAGUCCGGCCUCUCUUCUUCUGUGAAAUGUGUCGUCUCAAACGUGCAGAUCCUUUUUGGGUGAAUGAGGUAGAUCUACUAUCUCCGGUGAAAUUAGUGGCUUCAAAUAUUCCAAUUGAUGGUGCAAAUCCUACUCAGAAUGUGGAGAAGACAUUUCAACUUUCCAGAGCCAAUAAAGAUCUUCUUCAGGAUAAUGAAUAUGAUGUUCAGGCUUGGUGUAUGCUUCUCAAUGAUAGUGUUCCAUUUAGGAUGCAAUGGCCACAGUUUGCAGAUUUACAGGUCAACGGUAUGAGUGUUAGGACAGUUAAUAGACCGGAACAUCAAUUGUUAGGUGCUAAUGGUCGUGAUGAUGGAGCAUUAAUCACAUUAUGCCUUCGGUAUGGAAUCAAUAAGAUUUCAUUAUCAGGGUGUGAUAAGCGUGCUUUCUGUUUUGGUGUCAGACUUGUAAAGCGACGUACAGUUCAGCAGGUUCUCAACUUGAUUCCUAAAGAAGAAGAUGGGGAGCUUUUUGAAGAUGCACUUGCGCGAGUUUGUCGUUGCAUUGGUGGUGGGCCUGCUAAGGCACCCGAAGAUAGUGACAGUGAUUUGGAAGUGAUUUCAGACUCAGUAUCAGUAAAUCUCCGAUGCCCUAUGAGUGGCUGUCGAAUGAAGGUAGCUGGCAGAUUCAAACCUUGCGUCCACAUGGGUUGCUUUGAUCUUGAUACUUUUGUGGAGCUAAACCAACGCUCUAGGAAGUGGCAAUGCCCUGUAUGCCUCAAGAACUACUCCUUGGAGGACAUCAUCAUUGACCGCUACUUCAAUCGCAUUACAAUGAUGAUGCUAAAGUGUGGGGAAGACAUAACAGAGAUCAAUGUGAAGCCAGAUGGUUCUUGGAGUGCAAAGACCAAAGGUGAGUUUAGUGAUCUUGCGCAAUGGCAUUUGCCUGAUGGAUCUUUAUGUGCUGGUAUGAAUUUGGAAACCUCAAGGCAGUUCAAGCUGGAAUCUUGUACAAACGAACAUAGUGGAUUUAUGCAUAAUCCUUGUGGGGUUACGGAAGUUAGUGGACAUCAGCAUGGCCCAUUAGAGGAAGAGUUUGAGGUUUGCAGUCAAAAUGUGAUAACAAUGAGCAGCAGUGCCACAGGAAGUGGUAGAGAUGAUGAAGGUAUGAACCAGAACUGCAAUGUCUCCGCCAACGAUGACAACGAAAUCAACUCAGCUUCUCGUAAUUUUGACCCAACAUUUGCAAUUAUGAACGGUGGUUCUGCUCAGGCUGGGAAUGCUGAUAUCAUUAUUCUUAGUGACUCUGAAGAAGAAGAUGUCCACUUGGUUUCUCCUGGAACUGUCUACAAUACUUUGCCAGUAGGUGGCAGUGGGUGUUCUCUGUCUGUACCUCCUGGCUUUUCAGGCUCAUAUGCACAAGAUCCAGCUCUGAAAGUGUGUGCAAGCUCUUCUUUGGGUCUCUUUAAUGAAACUGGAAAUGAUAUUGGGAUGUCUCAGUAUCCAUAUCCUUCAGGCACUGAAGCAGAUCCUGGGUUCCAGUUAUUUGGUACAGAUUCAGAUAUUUCAGAUGCUUUCAUUGAUUUGGAGCAGACAGAAGUUGCCCGUUCAGCUCCAACAAAUGGUAACACAUUGGUCUUGGAGGAAAUUCUAAAUCCAAGCAGACAGGUUUUAAACUCGUCUGGUUCCCAUGCCAAUGCUGACUUGGAUAACAGCUUGGUUGAUGAUCCUUUGGCCUUUGUUAGUGAGGACGGCUCACUACAAAAUUUUCUUCCAACUCAGCCCUCUGGUUUGUUGGAGCAAUCUGAUUCUGGACAACAUCCUCCAGAUUCAAAUGGAAUUAAUACUGAGGAUUGGAUGUCUCUUAGACUUGGUAGUAUCGGUGAAAUUGUCCCCAAUGAUAUUGAGGCCUGCACUGAAUCUGCAAGGACAAAUGAACUACGUUUGAGAAACCAAUGUGGAUCAGAUAAAGUUGCUUUAGUUAAGGGUCUAAAUAAUGGAGCUCGGUCAAAAAGAGAAAAUUCAAGGAAAUUUUCCGAUGGACCUUUCUCCUUUCCUCGUCAGCCAAGGUCUGUAAGACAACGAGUGUGUCUAUCGAUAGAGUCCAACUCUGAAUAGAAAAGGUUGUUGCUUACAUAAGGAGAAGCAAACAUCUUCAUUUUUGUAAAUUCAAGGUUUCAGCCAUGUGCAAAGCCGAUUGACCGCAAUGUUAGUUGUUAUAACCUCUCAUCUCACUAAUCUUAUUGGCAGCUCUUGAACCACUUUAUUUUGUGGUAACUGUAUUCUCUUUUCUACUUGGUGAUAUUGUUGAAGGUGCAGGUUCGACUUGCUCCUCCUGCAAUGAUUUUGCACUGAAAAUACCAUUUUAUACAACACAAUCAAUCUCUAUCCACCAAUAAUUAACAAUUGGGCAUAGUGCAAGCUUCACCCCUGUAACUUAUUCAACGGUGCUCUUUAUGUGCCACCAUGACCAACAAAGUGUAAAACAUUUGGAUGUUUUAGCAUGCAAACGAUGUAUAUGUAAAGAGAAAGUUUUGAUCUGUAGGGUUGUCAGUUGUGGAAUGCAUUCUUACUGACUCGUAAUAUUUUAUGCUUUUAUGAGAGUAGUAGUGAGGGAUGAAUUCAAUGGGGAAGCAUUGUGCUGGUUAAGUCGUAGGUCUUGUAGUUAUAGUUAUGAUUGCAAAAUUCCGCCUAUGCGUAUUUGAUUCCGCAGUAGAUACACGCCUAACCUUUUUCUGCUGCAGCAACUUUAGAGUUUAGAAAGAAACGGGAAGAAGAGAUGGAUGCCACCAAGAGGGGGAAGUAUGCUAGAAUGCCCAUGGUUAAUGCAAGUGUUAACUGUUUUAAAAAGAGAAUUCUCUCUACUCUGCAUGUUUAUGCAAUAUGGCAGUUCUAAUUUUACCGUGCAGCUAUAUUGUGAGUUUGAAUUUGUAAAUUUGUAUUACGAGCAGAGUGAAUACAGGGACAUCUUUGAAAAGCAGCACCCUGAUUGAAUUGGACUGCAGGAAUUUGGCUCUGAAUUUAAUUUGGUAUUAUUGUCCA